Messenger RNA from Chelonus insularis, 724 nucleotides. It is a transcript of the gene mbf1, whose product is annotated as multiprotein bridging factor 1. The transcript has 4 exons. Gene Ontology annotation, molecular function: DNA binding. The record is from RefSeq and is a predicted model, not a curated record. NCBI's taxonomy places the organism in Eukaryota, Metazoa, Arthropoda, Insecta, Hymenoptera, Braconidae. Gene Ontology annotation, cellular component: nucleus. The coding region runs from base 162 to 605 and encodes 147 amino acids.
AGUAUUCGCCCAUAGAAAUUGCUGGAAUCUUGGAAGACGUAGUAAAUCCGUGCUGAGUAAACUAGAAUAAAUAGAAACUGUACAACAUCGAUUUAAAACCCGAAAGUUAAUAAUAUUUUGAUAUUUUAACAUAAGCUUUUGCCAAAAAUUGUUAAUACACCAUGUCUGAUUGGGAUACUGUUCCGAUUACUCUUAGAAAACGUGUUCCUAAAGGAUCAGCUAUGAAAUCUGAAAAGGCUGUCAACAAUGCUCGUCGUCAAGGUGUAGCAGUUGAUACUCAAGUGAAAUGGGGUGGUGGUUCUAAUAAGCAACAUGUCAACACAAAAAAUACUGCUAAAUUAGAUCGUGAGACUGAAGAAUUAAAACAUGAAACUGUCCCCCUGGAUUUGGGUAAAUUAAUUCAACAAGGAAGACAAAGUAAAGGCCUAUCACAGAAAGAUCUUGCUACGAAAGUCAAUGAAAAAGCCCAAGUGAUAAAUGACUACGAAGCUGGUCGUGGUAUUCCUAAUCAAAUGGUUAUUGGCAAAAUCGAAAAAGUCCUUGGAAUAAAACUUCGUGGAAAAGAUCGAGGCAAACCUUUAGUGCCCCCGGGAUCAAAGAAAUGAAUCUCGGGGGAAUGUGAGAAAUCGUAAUUCUUGUCUAUGGUUCUAAAAGAAUUAAAACAAAAUACGUACAUAAAAAGCAAAAAAAAAAAUCUUAAAUUUAACUGAAAGGGAAAAAAAAA